Molecule: messenger RNA, 1806 nt
Organism: Spinacia oleracea (spinach)
Lineage: Eukaryota; Viridiplantae; Streptophyta; Magnoliopsida; Caryophyllales; Amaranthaceae
Exons: 3
Coding region: 268-1416 (382 amino acids)
Source: RefSeq, a predicted model, not a curated record
AAUCCAUAAUAUAAGAGGUUGAACCCACUUGACUUUGCUUUCCACAAACCACCAUCACCAUUUCGCCAACAGAUAACUAAAUCAUCCACCCACUAAACCUAAAAUCAAACAUUUUCAGAAACACAAUCAAUAAACCCACCAUUUCAAAUCCAAAUUCAAGUCCAAAAAAUGAACAACAAAUUCCCGAGUUUGUGACCUAGAUGAUGAGCCGAACUCCAACUUCUUAGCAAAAAUCAACCAAUCAAGCAAUACUAACUUAGCUCUUUAAUGGAUUCAGCAGCACUCCCUAAAGAUUUGGCCUUUCAUCUUUAUCAAAGAUUAAGAUUAAGCCAUACCUCCACCAAGAUCAGAAGAACCCUAAUUCUGUAUCUUCUUAUCAUCCUACUUUCUCUCUCUUCUCUUUACUUGUUGACCUCAAGGUCAAUCGAUUUCAUCUGGGUAUUUGCUUUUUUUGCUGUUCUUGUUGUAUCUCUAACUUUAGCUCAACCCAGAAUUUUCACCACCCAAUUUCAACCAUUUCAGGUUUCUGUAACAAAUCAAACCCUAAAUUCUUCAAAUCAAGUUGUUUGGUCAAUUGGGUCAAAUCCCAAUUGGGAAAAGAGCCUGAAUUCAGGGUUUAGUGUAAAGGGCUUUAGCAAUGGGGAUGUUUAUGAGGGUGAAUUUCACAAGGGGAAAUGUUCAGGAAGUGGGGUUUAUCACUAUUACUUGUGUGGGAAGUUUGAGGGUGAUUGGGUUGAUGGGAAGUAUGAUGGGCAUGGUGUUGAAACAUGGGCAAAAGGGAGUAGAUAUAGAGGUCAAUAUAGGAAUGGAUUGAGACAUGGGGUUGGGAUUUAUAGAUUUUAUACUGGUGAUGUUUAUCAAGGGGAGUGGUCUAAUGGCCAAUCCCAUGGUUAUGGAGUUUAUGCUUCUAGAGAUGGUAGCAAGUAUGUUGGUGAGUUCAAGUGGGGAGUUAAGCAUGGAUUUGGUUUUUACCAAUAUAGAAACGGAGAUGUGUAUGCUGGUGAAUACUUUGCUGAUAAGAUGCAUGGUUUUGGAGUUUACAAAUUUGGCAAUGGACAUCAAUACGAGGGAUCCUGGCACGAGGGUAGAAGGCACGGGUUUGGUGUUUACACUUUCAGAAAAUGGGAAGCUCAAUCUGGUUACUGGCAAAACGGGGUGCUUGUCAAAGCUAGCAGUCAAACUCAACUGCCGAAUUCUCCCGUUUCAGCUUCUCCUUGCAAAGUUUCUAUUGCUAUCCAGAAAGCAAGGCAAGCAUCUGAGAAAGCAUACAAGGUGAAAACAGUAGAUAACAGGGUUAACAAAGUCGUAGCAGCUGCUAAUAGAGCAGCUAAUGCAGCACGAGUAGCAGCUGUAAAAGCUGUUCAGACGAGAAUGCACGAAGGAAUCAACACUAAAGCAUUGCUUCAAAGUGUCUGAUUUCAGGAAGAUCAAAAGAUUCCUGUUUCCGUGUUGAUUCUUUCUAGCUUAUCGGUUGCUGUCUGAUAUUCGUACUUCCAUCUUUCCUACUAGAAGAGAGAUUGAGAACUGCUGCUUUUUUUUACUACAAUCAGUAAAAAUGCAGACAUAGAUGAUCAAAGGAGGUCAUAUCUCAACCUUCAUAGAUGGUCAUAAAGCAAAUGUACAUAGCUAAAUAGUGAUGUUCUGGAAAUGGCACCGAAGGUGCUAUAGUCUAGGUUAUCAUUUUUGUAGUAGUCGUAGUUGAUCAAAUGUUUCUUGAACAGCAGCUAUAUAUUAUUUAUCAAUAUAGCUUGCUUCAAUCUGUAAAAACACUGCCUGUGUAUUCAAUCUUAUGUUUCCAGCAUUCAA